AUGGUAUGGUGGAUGAUAAUGAUAAUUAUCAUCAUUAUACUUAUUAUCAUCAUUAUAAUAAUUAUAAUUAUUAUAAUAAUGAUUAAUUACAUUAUAAAACGCAAAGAAAAGAAAGAACAAGAGAAAACAACAACAAUAUUUAAAAUUUCACAAUCAAAUAUCAAAUUCAUAUCACUUGGAGAUGGAAUAAUAACAAAUAAAAAAGAAAUAGAAAUAGGAGAAGGAGAAGAAAUUGAAGUAAAUAAAGAAAUCAGAGAAUUAAUAUGUAUUGGAAAUGAAAAGAAAGAAAAAAAGAAAAUACAAAUAAGUAGUAAAGAAGAAAAUGAAAAAUAUUCAAUUAGAACAAACCCAAAUAUUAUUACAAUUGAAGGAGGAUACGCAUGUGAAUUUGAAAUAUUCAUUACAAUCAAAUGUACUACUAAAAUUAAAGAACAAAUAAUGAUAAUUAGUAAAACACUUAAUAAAACACAAGAAGAAAUAAUUAAAAGUAUUUCAAUUAAAGGAGAAACACAAAUAUCAACACGACUUGAUCCCGAUGAAAUAAAAGAAGAACAUAAAAUAGGAGAAGGAUCAUUUGGAAUAGUAUAUAUAGGAGAAUUUAGAGGAAAUCAAGUAGCAAUUAAGAAAAUGAAACAAAUUGAUAAAGAUGAAGAUAAAAUGAAAGAAUUUGAGAAAGAAGUAAUGAUGUUAGAUAAAUUUAGAAGUGAAUAUAUCAUUCAUUUUUAUGGAGCAGUAUUUAUUCCUAAUAAAAUAUGUAUGAUAACAGAAUAUGCAAAAUAUGGAUCAAUACAAGAUUUAAUUAAUAAAAGAACAAACACGGAAAUACCUAAUAAAAUAAGAAUUAAAUUCAUGAUAGAUGGAGCAAAAGGAAUUUCAUAUCUUCAUUCAAAUGGAAUACUACAUCGAGAUAUUAAACCAGAUAAUUUUCUUGUUGUAUCAAUUGAUGAUAAUAUUGGAGUUAAUUGUAAAUUAACAGAUUUUGGAAGUUCAAGAAACAUUAAUAUGAUGAUGACAAAUAUGACAUUUACAAAAGGGAUAGGAACACCAAAAUACAUGGCACCAGAAGUAUUAAAUCGAGAACAUUACAAAAUGGCAUCAGAUAUAUAUUCAUAUUCAAUAACAAUGUUACAAAUCAUCACAUGGGAAGAUCCAUUUCCUAAAACAUUAUAUCCACAUCCAUGGGAUACAGCAAAUACAAUAUCAACAGGUAAACGACCAAAAAUAAUACAAGAAGUUGAAGAAGAUAUUAAAGAAAUUAUUGAAAAAACAUGGAAACAAGAACCGAAAGAAAGAAUAAGAAUAGAAGAAGUCAUAAGAAUGUUAGAAAGAAUUGAAAAUAAAGAAUAA
This is a messenger RNA of Entamoeba dispar SAW760, 1347 nucleotides long. Its product is annotated as tyrosine protein kinase, putative. The coding region runs from base 1 to 1347 and encodes 448 amino acids. Gene Ontology annotation, biological process: protein phosphorylation. Gene Ontology annotation, molecular function: ATP binding; protein kinase activity. The transcript has a single exon. NCBI's taxonomy places the organism in Eukaryota, Evosea, Mastigamoebida, Endamoebidae. The record is from RefSeq and is a predicted model, not a curated record.